Hermetia illucens (black soldier fly) is the source of this 1290-nucleotide messenger RNA. RefSeq names its product coilin. The record is from RefSeq and is a predicted model, not a curated record. The transcript has 3 exons. NCBI's taxonomy places the organism in Eukaryota, Metazoa, Arthropoda, Insecta, Diptera, Stratiomyidae. The coding region runs from base 206 to 868 and encodes 220 amino acids.
CCGUCUGUCGUCUGCUGACUGCAAUCACCUGAAGUUCCCAGCCCUUUCGAGUUGCCUCUAUCGUUCCCUUGUCAACUUUACAUCCACGUCUUCAGUGCUCGGUUCAGUUUUUGUGACACGAAAAAGGAAAUUUCCAGAGUUAAUUCGUCGAGCUAAUAAUCUGCGACUUUUCCGAAGGCAUUUGCAGGAAACAGCUCACGGCAAAAUGUCUACUUCUCCAUCAGAAAGUCGAGGCCGAGUGAAACUAGAUUUGGAAGAGUUCUUCACUGACUACCGUCGCCAGUCGUACAUUUUGAUUAAGAAUGCUUGGAGCACGGUGAAAGAUCUCAAGGACUACAUCGAGGAAACGUUCGAGUUGAAGGACGUCGUGAUUAUGACUUCGGACGAGGUGUUCCUGCCCCCGAACGAGGCACUGGAUAUUGUUGCGGACGAUGAACUCAAAGUUGUGACCACAUCUCACGUCCCAACAACAACACCGAAAGAAACGGAAGAAACUUCCAGCGGUCAAGCUGAUGACACUAUUAAGCUAAAGCCUAAACGCAAGCGAACGCAUAAGAGAAAACUGCCAAAUGCAGACAAAUCCGUUCAAGCAGUUGCAGCUAAAAUACCACCAAAAGUUCCAAAAACCGAUUCAGCAACCAACGUGACGCACGUUUAUUUCGAUGACGACUGUGAAGUUGUAAAAGCUGGUCCCUCGGAGGUGAAAUUCGUCAACUACAUUGAUACUUUAGAUGCUAAGAAGCCUCGAGUCAUCACGGCUAAUGUGAAGAAAGCUUGUGGUCCGAAAAUUGUCAGCUGCGGAAUCGACAGCAAAGAGGAUAAAGCUAAAGUUGAAAUUCCGACUGCGGUAGAGAUUGCUGCCGUUUAAAAUGUAGGCGAUUACUCUGACUAUAUUUAAUUAAGCGCGCAACAUUAAAUUGUGAACGUUUCAUCCUAUGUAUCCACUAUCUACGAUAAGUCAUGGUUACUUCGCUCGAAUAAUGUAUUCUACUUGUAUCUUUACUACGGUAUUUAAGACGAUUUAAUGUACACUUGAUAUGGCUCUUGCCUGCCGUUUUCAGACUAAUUUUAGUAGGAGAGGAAAGACCUGGUAUUCUAAACAAAUUUUCCAAAAAAAGCUUUUAUUUCUGUGAUUAUGCAAAUGUGAAGACUUGAUUUGGCUUGGCAAGGGUCAUUUGUGUCUAGUGUUGUAAGACUUGAAUAUGUAACUUAGCUGUACGAUCGCGAUAAUUUCUGGACUUUCAAAGUUUUUUCAUAUCUUUACGGCUGAAUAAAUUCUGAUGCUUAAAA